UGUAGGUACGAUGCUGCCCAGCUCCAUCCAGAUUUCGGGGGAGCCGCUGUCAGGCGCCGAGGUGCGGGACAUCUGCCGCGGCCUGCGCGACAAUGCCGUGCGCCUGCUCUCCCUGCGCGGCUGCCGCCUCUGCGACCGCGACUUCGGUCGCAUCUGCCGGGCCCUAGCCGGGGCCACGUCCCUGGCGCAGCUCAACCUUAACCUGGGCGUCGUGUCCAGCCCCAGCCGCAUCAAGCAGCUUGCGGAGGCGCUUCGAACCAACCGCUCCAUCCAGUCCCUCUUCCUGCAUGGGAGCCCCCUGACAGAUGCAGGGUUGGCCUUGCUGAACCCAGCCCUGGCCCUCCACCCUGCCCUUGUGGCUCUGGACCUGGGGGACUGCAUGCUAGGUGAUGAAGCCAUCAACCUCAUCUGUGGCCUACUCCCCCCAGAUGGGGCCAAGUCUGGUUUGAAGGAGCUAACGCUGAGUGCCAACCCUGGCAUCACCCCUAAGGGCUGGAGCCGCCUCGCCAUUGCUGUGGCCCACAGCUCCCAGGUCCGCGUCCUCAAUUUGGAUUACAACCCCCUGGGUGACCAUGUGGCAGGGAUGCUGGCAGUAGCAGUGGCCUCCAGUCGCACCUUAGAGGUCCUAGACUUGGAGAGCACAGGGCUCACCAACCAGUCGGCUCAGACCCUGCUGGACAUGGUAGAAAAUUACCCCACAGCUUUGCGGAGCCUGGUGUUGGCUGAGAACAGCAUUAGCCCAGAGCUGCAGCAGCAGAUCUGUGACCUCCUUUCUGAGGGAGAGGAGGAGGAGGAGGUGGCAGGAGGGCCUGGUAACACCCAGGAACGAGAGAGGGGACGGGAGCCUGCUGCCCACCAGAGGGGAAGCAGCUCCUGGAUGUGCCCCAGUGAUCCCAGCUCUCAGAUGGUGCUAAUGACGUCAGGACUAGGGGACAGUCUGUUGGCUGAGACCGAGAUGUGACUCUCCACUUGGGCUUCUGCACAUCGUUGAUCACAUUUGUCUCUGUCUCCAGCACCUAGCCCCAGAUACCAGGGUCAGGCCCUGGGGCUUGGGAGGGAGGGGGGUUGCCUAGGGCUCUGGCAGCUCGUGGCAGUGUGAUGGGAGGCUCUGGAGGCUGUGAACGAGCAACAGCCUUGGGAACACUUGAACCCAAGGCGAUGACUCUGGACUUGUUGGCAGCUCUGGCUGCAGCCCGCUGGCUCGGAAGAGAUUUUAUGAACUCUACAA
This is a messenger RNA of Molossus molossus (Pallas's mastiff bat), 1228 nucleotides long. RefSeq names its product leucine rich repeat containing 73 (gene LRRC73). The record is from RefSeq and is a predicted model, not a curated record. Lineage: Eukaryota; Metazoa; Chordata; Mammalia; Chiroptera; Molossidae. The coding region runs from base 11 to 961 and encodes 316 amino acids. The transcript has 6 exons.